Hippopotamus amphibius kiboko is the source of this 554-nucleotide messenger RNA. Its product is annotated as 39S ribosomal protein L50, mitochondrial. The record is from RefSeq and is a predicted model, not a curated record. Bases 65 to 544 code for a protein of 159 amino acids. The transcript is spliced from 2 exons. Gene Ontology annotation, cellular component: mitochondrial large ribosomal subunit; mitochondrion. NCBI's taxonomy places the organism in Eukaryota, Metazoa, Chordata, Mammalia, Artiodactyla, Hippopotamidae.
UGAAGAAAGAGGCGGCUCACCUGGUCACAAGAGUUCAUUCACGGUCCUGAAGCUCUUAUCGAAGAUGGCGGUGCUCUGGGUGUCCGGCGCUGCUAGAAUAAGCCUCACGUGGAUAGUCUCAGGGGCUCCAUGUAGAGAAUUUUGGUCUCGAUUCAGAAAAGAGAAACAGCCGGUGGUGGCUGAGACAGUAGAAGAGGUGAAGAAAGAACCUAUCCUGGUGUGUCCGCCCUUACGAAGCCAAACAUACAUACCACCUGAAGAUCUCCAGAGUCAUUUGGAAUCUCACAUCAAAGAAGUUUUUGGCUCGUACACUCCUAGCAAUUGGCAGGACAUCUCCCUGGAAGAUGUUCAUCUGAAGUUCAGCUUCUUGGCACAUUUAACUGAUGACUUAGGCCAUGCAGUGCCUAACUCCAGGCUUCACCAGAUGUGCAGGGUCAGAGAUGUUCUUGAUUUCUAUAGUGUGCCUGUUCAGGAUAGAUCUAAAUUUGAUGAACUUAUUGCCGGUAAUCUACCUCCCAAUUUAAAAAUCACUUGGGGUUACUGAGAAGUUCAAA